Messenger RNA from Seriola dumerili (greater amberjack), 825 nucleotides. RefSeq names its product C-C motif chemokine 20-like. The record is from RefSeq and is a predicted model, not a curated record. Gene Ontology annotation, cellular component: extracellular region. The transcript is spliced from 4 exons. Gene Ontology annotation, molecular function: chemokine activity; CCR chemokine receptor binding. Gene Ontology annotation, biological process: G protein-coupled receptor signaling pathway; cellular response to tumor necrosis factor; positive regulation of ERK1 and ERK2 cascade. Lineage: Eukaryota; Metazoa; Chordata; Actinopteri; Carangiformes; Carangidae. Bases 17 to 439 code for a protein of 140 amino acids.
UCUCCGCACUGACUAUAUGGCUCCCAGAGGUAUGAUCACCGUGACAACCGCUCUCUUCUGCAUCAUACUGGGCCUACUCAUUUCAGCUCCAGCUACCUGUUCCCAAAAUAGCAAAAUCUGUUGUACAAGAUACAGAAGGAGCCCAGUGCCCAUCCAGCGGAUAAAGGGCUACAGAGAACAACCUGUCACAGAAAACUGCCGCAUCGAGGCGAUCAUUUUCUACAUGCCAGAUAAGAUUGAGGUAUGUGCAACUCAGGAGGAUGCGUGGGUGAGGAGAGCUCUGGCAUUACUCAGCUCCAAACUGCGGAGGAUGUCCAAGGCCGGCUCAGCUGCAGCGGAAGCUAAGAAGAAAAGUGGAAAUCUUUCAUUAAAUAAUGGAAGUGGAUCUUUCGUCAAUACCACAGAAAUGUUCCUAAACAACACUCAAAGUUUCUAUUAGCUAAACCAGGUUGUGGCCUUAGAGAAUUGCAGCUUAGAAAUUUAUGCUAUAAAAGUGCCAAUUUGAGAGAAGUUGAACCUACUGUAAUCAAAUCAGGUUGGUGAUAUUAUCCCUGAAAAAGUAAAGAAAUGCUUUUAGUUGCGUAAACAUAUGCAGGACCAGCUCUAAUACAACACUAUCAGGACUUAAAGGGAAGCGGAGGAGGAACAGCUUUGAGACAACUGCUGUAGAUUAAGUGCUUAGCCAUUUAACAAUGUUUUAGUGAGCAUUCGUUUUUUAAUCAUGCUUUUCUGACGACACUUUUUCUUCCCGACUGUGAAUCUGCUUAAUCAUAUUAAUCAGCUAAUAUAGAAAUUCUCAUAAACAAAUAAAUGUUCUUGACAUUA